Gambusia affinis (western mosquitofish) is the source of this 2134-nucleotide messenger RNA. RefSeq names its product dynein, cytoplasmic 1, intermediate chain 2a (gene dync1i2a). The coding region runs from base 131 to 1909 and encodes 592 amino acids. The record is from RefSeq and is a predicted model, not a curated record. NCBI's taxonomy places the organism in Eukaryota, Metazoa, Chordata, Actinopteri, Cyprinodontiformes, Poeciliidae. Gene Ontology annotation, biological process: transport along microtubule. The transcript has 16 exons. Gene Ontology annotation, molecular function: dynein light chain binding; dynein heavy chain binding. Gene Ontology annotation, cellular component: cytoplasmic dynein complex.
UUCGCACCUGUUGUGAAUCGCUUAACCGUUAAUUAUUCCUUUGAACCUUCUCGGCACCUGUAGUUGAGUUGGCAGCUCAAUUGUUUUGUUUUGGUGGUCAAGUUGGAAGUCUACUUCGAGCUGUGACAUCAUGUCUGACAAAAGUGAGCUGAAAGCAGAACUCGAAAGGAAGAAGCUACGUUUGGCACAAAUCCGGGAGGAGAAAAGAAGGAAGGAGGAGGAGCGAAAGAAGGCGGACCAACAGCAGAAAGAAGUUUCACAACAGCAGGAUGACUCCGACCUGGAGAAAAAAAGACGAGAAGCUGACGCUCUUCUGCAAAGUAUGGGGAUAACACCAGAUGCUGCAGUUGCCCCUCCUUCCACGACUCCUGCUCCCAAAUCAGCGGAAACUCCUAGUGAAACCGGCAGCCAGGACUCUGAUGGAGCCGUGGGACCCAGGCGUGUGACUCCAAAACUGGGAAUGGCCAAAGUCACACAGGUGGACUUCCCACCACGUGAAACGGUGUCCUACACCAAGGAGACUCAGACACCAGCCCCUGCCCAGGCUAAGGAAGAGGAAGAAGAGGAGGAAGAAAUUGCUCCAAUUGCUCAACCAGUAGUCGAGGAUCAAACUGAGAACCUGGACCAGAAAGAAGAAGAAGAAGCCCCGCCGCAUGAGCUGACCGAGGAGGAAAAACUCCAGAUCCUCCACUCCGAGGAGUUUGCUAACUUCUUCGACCAGAGCACUCGCGUUAUCGAGCGAGCGCUCUCCGAGCAUGUGGACAUCUUCUUUGACUACAGCGGUCGUGACCUGGAGGAUAAGGAAGGGGAAAUCCAGGCGGGAGCGAAGCUUUCACUGAACAGGCAGUUUAUGGACGAGCGCUGGUCCAAAAAUCGGGUCGUCACCUGUCUGGACUGGUCUCCACAGGUGAUUUUCUCUGACAAUUGCAGUCUGGAUCUGGGGACGUUCAGCAGUAGUUUGUUUGUGAGCCUUGCAACUCCAGCUGGAUCGGCCGUGAUGUCUGCAGCGUUUGCAAAGUUUCACCCGAAUGUCAUCGUUGGAGGGACGUACUCUGGCCAGAUCGUUUUGUGGGACAACAGGAGCAAUAAGAGGACCCCUGUGCAGAGGACUCCGCUCUCAGCAGCAGCACACACGCACCCGGUGUAUUGUGUGAACAUAGUCGGCACGCAGAACGCCCACAACCUGAUCAGCAUCUCAACGGACGGCAAGAUCUGCUCCUGGAGCCUGGAUAUGCUCUCCCAGCCGCAGGACAGCAUGGAGCUCGUCUUCAAGCAGUCCAAAGCCGUCGCCGUCACCUCCAUGUCCUUCCCUCUCGGAGACGUCAACAACUUUGUGGUGGGCAGCGAGGACGGCUCCGUCUACAUGUCGUGUCGUCAUGGAAGCAAAGCGGGGAUCAGCGAGAUGUUUGAGGGCCACCACGGCCCCAUCACCGGGAUCCACUGCCACACAGCUGCAGGACCGCUGGACUUCUCCCACCUGUUUGUCACCUCGUCCUUCGACUGGACCGUCAAACUGUGGAGCACCAAGAAUAACAAGCCGCUCUACUCAUUUGAAGACAACUCCGACUACGUGUAUGACGUCAUGUGGUCUCCCACUCACCCGGCUCUCUUUGCAUGCGUGGACGGCGUCGGCCACCUGGACCUGUGGAACCUGAACAACGACACCGAGGUCCCCACUGCUAGCGUUGUGGUGGAGGGGAGCCCGGCCCUCAACAGGGUCAGAUGGGCUCAUACCGGGAGAGAGAUCGCAGUGGGAGACUCCGAUGGACGCGUUCUGGUUUAUGAGGUUAAAGAGCAAAUUGCAGUUCCGCGAAACGACGAGUGGACGCGCUUCGUCUGCACGCUGGCAGAGAUCAACGAGAACAGAGACGACGCGGAGGAGCUGGCCGCUCAGCGUCUGGCUGCGUGAGCUCGUCUCUGCGCCUCGCUGCGGCGUUUAAGGGACCAGCUGGGUGCUCGUUACUGUCGGCCCUGUUUUCUGACCACAUGACUGUAGGAUGAAACAUUUUCUGAUUUCCAUCACCAGUCUUCCUCAAAUAGAGAUCCAAGCAGCAGGGUUAUCAUACAGCGACACAAACAUGAAGCCAUUUAUUUAAAAAAAAUAAAUCAAUAAAAAUGGUCGUCUUCUCUUCAA